CCGUACUUACUGUAAUCCAAAAUGGCAGCAGCCUUGAGGACUGUCGGUGCUGCAGUGUCGAGGCAGUCUGUACGCACAUUUUCAUCGACGUGUGUGACACAUGCAGGAAUAAAGUGGAGAUUAGAAAAUGGUUUACCACGUGGUGGAUCAGAGUACGGACCAUUAACAGAUCUACCUGACUGGUCAUUUGCAGAUGGUAGGCCUGCACCACUGCUCAAAGGACAGAUCCGCAGACAAAAGCAACGAGAGGAGUUUGCUAGAAGAGCCGUGUAUCUCAAUGCAGAGAUGGAUGAAGGGAUGAAGCAGUGGCACGAGAGCGAAAAAGCAAAGAAACAGAAAGAAGAAGAUGUCAAAUCCUUACUGCUGAAACCUAAAGGGAAUUUAUUUAAACAAAAGAAGAAAUAAAAAUGCAUGGAUACUAAA
Danio rerio (zebrafish) is the source of this 423-nucleotide messenger RNA. It is a transcript of the gene mrpl52, whose product is annotated as mitochondrial ribosomal protein L52. Lineage: Eukaryota; Metazoa; Chordata; Actinopteri; Cypriniformes; Danionidae. Gene Ontology annotation, biological process: mitochondrial translation. Gene Ontology annotation, molecular function: structural constituent of ribosome. Gene Ontology annotation, cellular component: mitochondrial large ribosomal subunit; mitochondrion. The record is from RefSeq and is marked validated.